Messenger RNA from Paraglomus occultum, 1320 nucleotides. The record is from the annotation of a GenBank genome assembly. Lineage: Eukaryota; Fungi; Glomeromycota; Glomeromycetes; Paraglomerales; Paraglomeraceae.
AUGACACUCCGAAUAUCCGAAAAAGGCUCUCCAAUCUCUUUAUCACAGACCUCUUCACUCAGGAGUAUUUUACGACCACUAUGGCGGCAAAGAAUUGUAGCAUUAAAAGCUAUUGCUCUUCUGUACAUCGCUGUCAGUCUGGUUAUGUUCACAGCGAGAAUAUUAGGAUGCCUUGGUCCACCACCGCUCGACGAAUCUAACUUUGACGGAAGAAGAACUUGGGACACAAAUGGAACCUCGCCGUUAAAUGAGCUGGAUAAUUAUUCCCGCUUUUAUAAAAUGCAUUCUAAAAUGUCCAACGUCUUUAUAAACAACGUAAAGCAAUACCACAAACGAGCAAGCUAUGAACCAAACAAAGAUGAUAUAACAGUAACUGCCUUUGUUACCGAGAAUCGUUUCGAUGAUCUGAGAAGACUAGCUGAACUAUGGCAAGGCCCGAUAGCUGCAACAUUCCAUAUUUCCAGCGCAAGUUUAGAUGAAAACGAUCCGAUAGUUCAGCAUGCCUUUGACAAUCUAAACUAUUAUCUCAAUCAACAUCCGAUUAUCGCUAAAUAUGCCGACAUUCACGUAGUAGCCAGCAUUUUGUCUUAUGAACAACCGGAAAUGCUUGCUCGUCCCACCAACUUUCAUCUCAACGUUGCUCGAUUUUUCGCUCGUACCGAUUUUAUCUUUUAUCUCGAUCAUGAUACGUGGCCUACCGUCAGAACGAGAGAAGAAAUAAGGAGACACCGGAAACUAUUAUUAAAUGACGAUGUUAUUUCAGUGCCUACAUUUGCAUAUAAACCCGCAGCAACGAAUCUGCGAAUGCCUCGAACUAGAGAAGAUGUUAUUUCACUGGUCAGGAGCGGAGAUUUGGGUUUACAGGAUGACGGAUGGGAGUUGAAUCGAGGACCGACGUGUUAUGCAUCGUGGCAAAAAGGAAAAGUGUACAAGAUUGAAGACUUUGAAGUACAUUAUAGACCAAACUUUGUGUCAAAAAGAAAUGGUACAAUACCAUGGUGUACAGAGCGGUUUGAUGACAACAAAGCUGCUUGUCUCUAUCAAGCGUAUAUUACUGGUUCUGAUAUCUGGGUGCUUCCCGAAACAUUUUUAAUUCGACGUAAUUUCAAUCCUAAAUCUCAUCUCCUUAAACCAAGUGAAUCUAAAUGGGCGAAAGCAAUAAAUUCUCGCUUGUAUACUAAAUUUUAUCGUGAGGCAUGUGUACAUUACGCUCGCCAAUUCAUCUUUGAGGGUAAAUGGGAUUCGCCGCGUGCAGUGCAUCUCAAACAAGAAUGUAAUAGGGUAUUGACUAAUUGGGGGAAAGGGCUUGUUGAUGCGUGA